AUGAGGGUAAAGAAGCCUUCAUUUGCAAAUGUUUCAAUUGAGCUAGAUGAUCCGAUUUUUAGAUAUUCAAAUAAUGUCCUAUCCGAAGGGAGAAUCUAUACAAAUCUUGAACCCAUCACUGGCCAGGUUAAUUUAAAAUUAAAAACAAGAAUGACUAUCAAUUCAAUGUCGAUCAAGUUAAUAGGUAUGUCAAAAAUUUCCAUGAGAAAAAAAAAAGAUCAUUAUCAACCAAAAAUGCUUUCUGUAAAAUUUUUGGAAAUUAAUAAACAAUUAUCUAGGAUACAGAAAAAAGUAAAGUCUGGAAACCACAUUUAUAAGUUUAAGUUCGAUCCGAUUUCUUAUAAUUACGAUCCUUAUGAUCCCCAACAAUCUCCCAAUGAAGAUGCCCAUGAAAAUGAGUCUGGUGAUGAAUUGAAAAUAGAUGUUCAUGGUCAGAAUUCUUAUGAUUUUUUUCACUCUAGAAUCAAUUCCUUUGAGUAUAAAAUUUAUAGAUAUGAUGAAUUGUUGGAUACAGAUAUUGUUAAAGUUUAUAAUAGUUUACCUUUGACAACUGCAAAAACUUAUUUAUCAAAUUCCUUUGGAGAUGCUACACUUGAGGUAUAUUAUUACUUACAGCUCACUAUCAUCAGAUCCUUUUACCAUUCUAAUAUCAAUACUUCUAAAACAUUCUCAUAUCUUCCUAUAAAUAAAAAUCCACUCACUCGUUUAGGUUUAAGAAGAUAUAGGUCAAUUUUUUUUGACGAUGAUUUAAUUGAUAUGAAUAUUCCGGAUUCCCCUAGCAGAUUUCGCAAAGAAGAUCCUCCUAUUUCACAGCAUCGUACUGUUAAUAAUAUAUACACCCUUCCUCCCAUUGUUCCUCGAACCAUUAGUCCAAUUACUCUCAAUAACCCUAUUAAUAUAAUCAAUGAAGUUGAUCCACUCGAUUCCACUGAUUUAGUUAAUAAUCCAAUUGUUGGAGAUUUAUCUAAUACUCUUUCAGUGAAAAUCAAAAAUAGCAGUGAAAAAUAUUUUAGAACAAACUUUUAUUUGAGGUUCAAUCAUGAUCCUAUUAUGAUCAUUGGCGAAACUCUACCUUUUGCUUUAUAUUUCACCUUCCGAGAUCCACCAGACUAUUAUACUGAUCAAGGUGUGCAUAAACUAUUAAUUGAUGAGCUCACACUAGAUUUAAUUUCCUGCACUUACUUGAAAGCCGAUGAUGACACCACUAGCUCCUUCAGAGAAUUGAUACAUCUAAUACAACCCGAAGAUAACCAAAAUAGAGAACCAAUCCUAAUGAAUAUGGAAGAUGCCAUUAGAAAUCCUAUUGAUGAUCUUUUUCGUUUGUUGGUUCCCAUUGAAACGUACAGAGAGUAUGUUUUACCCAAAGAAAUCCCUCCCACCUUUUGCUUGAGAAAUCUCUGCAGAAAGUAUGAGAUCAAACUCACAGCAAGAAUUUGCCAUUACGUGGAAAACAACAAUGAUCCAAAUGACUUUGCAAACAUUAGAUGUGCCUCAACAGUUCAUCUACUUAACGACCAUUCUUCCUAUGUUUCUGCUUCUGUUAGCAACGACGUCGAGCGUAUGAUGUUGGAUCCUGAGGCCUAUAUGGAGAACCACAGGAGCCGGAGGUAG
Molecule: messenger RNA, 1611 nt
Organism: Ascoidea rubescens DSM 1968
Lineage: Eukaryota; Fungi; Ascomycota; Saccharomycetes; Ascoideales; Ascoideaceae
Exons: 1
Coding region: 1-1611 (536 amino acids)
Source: RefSeq, a predicted model, not a curated record